CAAAGCAGAAGCAGCUGCAGCAUGUCAGGCUCGGGCAGGAAGGACUUUGACGUGAAGCACAUCUUGCGCCUUCGCUGGAAACUAUUCAGCCACCCAUCGGCGCCGGCCGGGCCGGUGGCCGGCGGCUGCUUGCAGCCGGACGGCAGCUUCGAGCACUGGGGGCCGAGCCAGAGCCGCCUGCUGAAGAACCAGGAGAGGGGCGGCAGCGCCUUCUGGAAGAAAUCCUCUUCCUCUAGCCCGCUGAACGGGACCCUGCUGCCCGCCACCAGGCAUGGGCUGGGCCAGCGGCCAUCGCCCAGGACCGUCUUCUACGUGGAGACCCUGGAGGAGGAGGAGGUGCGCGGCGGGAUGGAGCUCACCCGAGAGCAGGAGAAGUCGCUGAUGCUGCAGGAGAUGAAGGAGGAGCCGGCGGACUGUUCGGACUGCAGCAGCCAAGCAACAGGUGAAGGAUGUGGACACAGGUUGUCAGCAGUCGGCCAUCCCCUGACACCUCAAUGUGAUAUGGACUCCAGUAGCUCUGAGGAGUUCUAUCAGGCAGUACACCAUGCUGAACAAACCUUCAGAAAGAUGGAAAGCUACUUGAAGCAACAGCAACUCUGUGAUGUUAUCCUGAUUGCUGGGAACCGUAGGAUACCUGCACAUAGGCUUGUUCUCAGUUCUGUCUCUGACUACUUUGCUGCCAUGUUCACAAGUGAUGUUUGUGAGGCCAAGCAAGAGGAGAUCAAAAUGGAAGGCAUAGACCCUAAUGCGCUGUGGGAUCUUGUUCAGUUUUCAUACACAGGUUGCUUGGAAUUGAAGGAGGACACCAUUGAAAACCUUCUGGCAGCUGCAUGCCUCCUUCAACUCCCACAAGUAGUAGAGGUUUGCUGCCAUUUUCUAAUGAAGCUUUUACAUCCAUCCAACUGUUUGGGAAUACGAGCAUUUGCUGAUGCACAGGGGUGCACAGAUCUUAUGAAGGUGGCUCACAGCUACACCAUGGAUAACAUAAUGGAAGUUAUUAGAAAUCAAGAGUUUUUACUACUGCCGGCUGAAGAACUACAUAAACUUCUUGCCAGUGAUGAUGUGAAUGUUCCUGAUGAAGAGACUAUUUUCCAUGCCUUAAUGAUGUGGGUUAAAUAUGACAUGGCGAGGAGAUGUAGUGACCUCAGUAUGCUGCUUGCUUAUAUCAGAUUACCACUGCUUCCACCACAGAUAUUGGCUGACCUAGAAAAUCAUGCACUUUUUAAGGAUGACUUGGAAUGUCAGAAGCUAAUUCUGGAAGCUAUGAAAUACCAUCUUUUACCAGAAAGGAGAACUCUAAUGCAAAGUCCAAGGACUAAACCUAGAAAAUCUACAGUUGGAACACUGUAUGCUGUUGGAGGAAUGGACAACAACAAAGGUGCUACAACUAUAGAGAAGUAUGAUCUCAGGACAAAUAUAUGGAUCCAGGCUGGAGUGAUGAAUGGCAGGAGGCUGCAGUUUGGUGUGGCUGUCAUUGAUGACAAACUCUUUGUUAUUGGAGGCCGGGAUGGUUUAAAGACAUUAAACACUGUUGAAUGUUACAAUCCAAAAAACAAGGCUUGGACUGUCUUACCCCCAAUGUCAACACAUAGGCAUGGUUUAGGUGUUACAGUACUUGAAGGGCCUAUUUAUGCAGUGGGUGGCCAUGAUGGCUGGAGUUAUUUGAACACGGUUGAGAGGUGGGAUCCACAAAGUCAGCAGUGGACAUUUGUGGCAAGUAUGUCAAUUGCCAGAAGCACUGUUGGAGUGGCAGCAUUAAAUGGCAAGUUAUAUUCAGUCGGAGGUCGCGAUGGAAGUUCGUGUUUGAGUUCAAUGGAGUAUUAUGAUCCUCACACAAAUAAAUGGAAUAUGUGUGCUCCGAUGUGUAAGAGAAGAGGAGGCGUAGGUGUGGCCACAUGUGAUGGCUUUCUCUAUGCAGUUGGAGGCCAUGAUGCUCCUGCUUCUAACCACUGUUCCCGACUGCUUGACUAUGUAGAAAGAUAUGAUCCAAAAACUGAUACUUGGACAAUGGUGGCUCCUUUGAGUAUGCCUCGAGAUGCAGUUGGUGUCUGUCUUCUUGGUGAUAAAUUAUAUGCAGUGGGUGGAUAUGAUGGCCAGACAUACCUGAACACUAUGGAAUCAUAUGACCCUCAAACUAAUGAAUGGACGCAGAUGGCUUCCCUAAAUAUUGGAAGAGCUGGUGCCUGCAUCGUAGUCAUCAAGCAACCGUGACUUUUUCUGCACAGCUUUGGAUUUUACUGACUGUGAAAUGUUUAUUUUUCUAUCAGACAACAAGACUGAUAACUCUGUGAAAAAAAGGAUUUUCAUAGUGAAUACUCUGUUGAUCACAAAGUUGAGAACAUUUGAAAAUGGGAAAGAUUAAGGAUUUAUGCCCUGUCCAGUCAUUAGAAACUGUUCACAGUCAGUGAACAAGAAAAAAAUCAGUCUGUUGUAGGAGCAAAUGUAUAAACAUACAGUAGUAAGUUCAGGUACUGUUCUUGAGAAUGUGUACUGCAGAGCUGCAGAAUUGGAAGCACCCAGCGCUAGCUCUUCAUAAGGAGCACAAGGGAUAUGAGAACAGUUUUCAUGAAACACAGAGGGGUUUGAUUGUGGAACCAUCACAGCACAUUCAGUUACUUUUUCAACUUUGGUUUUAUUAAAAGGAGAAGUAGAUAUAAUGUGAUGUUUUUCUGUCAAGAUCUUAUCUUCAAAGGGGUCCUGGCUUUCCCUUUUAGACAUGCGGUUAGACAAGGAGAUGGAAUUAGUUCUCAUUAAAGUAAAGAGGAAAGGUUGAAAGGUCUGAAUAUUUCAGCACUCUUCCUCGUUCAAAAUGAUUAAGCUGCUUCUCUACAGUCUGUGGGGAAGUAAAUGGAAAAAAACAACAACAACAACAACACAAUGCUUGUUUCAGUAACUUUGGACUGUCCCUCCCUGUCAGAGUUGGGAAUCAGAGGUUGCACUGAAAUCAUAUCCUAAGAAUUAGCACAAACUCAAUGCAGAAAGAAGAGCAAGCUUUUUAGCCCCAUUGGGACUUUGUUGCAAAAAACAUGAGUCCAAGGAUAUGUCUCAUAAAUCUAUCUAAAUCUUGUAUUCAAAUCAAGCAUGUGGGUUCUGGUCACAUUAAAUGCUUUAUGCAUCUUCUGCAUGUAGAACCCCUGGAAGCCUGGAAGACAGCUACUUCUAUUCUAUUACAUCAUUUAACAGAUGAAACAUGACUCGGCAAUGGAAAAUGUUUUGACCUAAUUUGACAGAAACCUCAUUGCAGAUAGACAAGGGGGAUAAAAAUGUCAUUACAUUUUCUUUUUUUCAAAACCACACAUUCAACUUGGCCUGAUUCUAGCUGCAUAAAAGCCUUCCAUUUUAUUACUGAAAGUCAUUGCAAGUAAGGGAUGGAUUAGAAAUGUAUGCUAGUAGAAUAAGACAAUAUUAGACCAUCAUGAGCUAAUGAAUUCUGUAUAGAAAAUAUACUAGACCCUUGUGUGCUUCCCAUUAAGGUUGAUCAAUUACAGUAAUAUAGCAAUAUCACGCUUUUGAGUCAGCAAUAGUGUUGAGUUUGGUAUUUUCUAAUUGCUCAGUUGAAUCAUUUUAAAACCUAAUGGAGGGUGAGGAUCCCAGAGAUCAUGGCAUUCAAGGAGGCAGAGGAGCUGUGGGGAAUGGGCCUACUGGUAGAGAACAAUCUUUUUCUCUGGACCAAUGCAGAUCUAUUCGGAAAAAAGUGUGUAGUUCGAUUACAGAAGUUACAUAGUUCAUAACCGUUGAGAAUGAUUCUGACCUGGUUUGCCUUUAGCUGCUUGGAAGGCAAUUCUGGCUGCAGACAAGAGUGUUUGGCAUUUGGUCAGAAUGGAAACCUUUGAGACCACUUGGGUUGCCAAGUGUAUAACAUUAGGUUUAGUUACGUGUGGUUGAAAGACAUGCCCUUUGGUAAAAAGCUGCAGUGAUAAUGUCACUCUGUCACUGAGUGAGCUGACCCAACAUGGAUGUCACUGUUUCCUGAGUAUGUGAUAGCAUGAACCAACUUUCCAAUCAAGGCAUAGAUGCUGGUUUGAUCUUUGUGCUCUUCUCUGUGCUAGUGUGAAGGCAGUUGCAAAUGUCUAAGUGUAAGCUCCACACAAACAUUUGGCUCUUGAAUUACAGUUAGUCUCAGUAGCUGGCAAGGCCAAGCAGUCUUUAAGGGUGGUAUGAAACUAGAAUCCUACAAGCUAAAUUUAGGAAUAAACCCCGGGUUUUUUAUGUGAUUGUACUACCAUUUACUGGGACUUAGAAUGGGAAAAGGUGAUGGUCUGGUGUUUUCCCACUCUUUUCCCCAUCCAAAAAAGAGUUGAUAUAUUCCAGCUUUUUUCUUUUGUCAAGCUAUUUCGUUUUUCAGCCAACAGUGGUGAGAAGUUGCAGUAUGACAUAGCUAUAUAAACAGUAAAACCUACCAUUAUUUUAAUGAAAAUUUAUAUAAAAUUAAACUAUUUCAGCUCAACUACCAAAUGUACACCAAUUGCAAGUAGUUUCCUUCUGUUUUACUAGUUGUAGGAACAGAUAACUAGAAGGUUAAAGUGAAACUCACCCUGUGCACAGGGCCAUCUCAGGGCCAGUAGAUCACAUAAAUCACAAUUAAGCCCUACUCUUAGGGUUUAGGUAGGAUUUAAGUGGUGUAUAACUCCUUUGCUGACCCUUGGUACAGGAGUAAAUAGCAUCCUGAAUAAUUUGAGAUUUUAAAUGAGGUUUUGAAUUAAUUCCAUUUUCUAAUAAUAUCUCAGUUCCCCGUAAGUGGAUCAAUUAGCUUGUUGUAAUAUCUACUUAACUGAUGAUAUGGCUAUUUGAAGGUAGGACAGGGAACAACCAAGUAAAAUAAGAAAUUCAAAUAUUUCAUAAUGCAUACGUUUUUCUUUUUAAAAAAGGUUCCUUUUUCUGCUAGUAGUAGAUAGAAUAUUAUUAAAACAGAAUUUUUGUCAUAUUAAAAUCUGCAUACUAUACACCUAAAUAUGUGCUUUUAAAAUAAAAAUAAUGAGAUUUUUAAAAAUACAACUUGGAAGCUAAAAAUAAAUAAAAUUCCAAGUGCGCCUGUAGAGACAAACAAAUGAUCUUGCAAAGAUCUUUUAAAUUCAACCUCCACAAUUUCCCCCAAAGUACUUUAUAUGCAGUAUAGAAUUGAAAUAUGAAUAGCACCCCUGGAUAUUAACCUUCAGAAAAGAAUUACCAUACAUUUACUCCAGAUAUGUUGAGGUUUGUAUUGUAACUCUGCUUUGCUCAUUUUUAUCCAUGCUUUUUCUUAUACCCUUUUGUACAUUCCCUCUUUAUUUUUUUCCAUUAUUUUCUCUUUUGUAAUCUCUCUGUACUUUCUCUACUUGGCUAACUAUUCUCUCAUCCAAAAUUGCAAGCUUUCUCCACUGUUACUUACUUACAACAAGGUGGAAGACUGUUAUUCUUGAUCUAUCUUUAUUAUAUUUAUACUCGUACAGUUCCAUAUACAAUGUAGAUUAAAGGCCAAAAUUGACCCACCCUCAGUUUCUGUAUGUCAGUACAGCUUUUUGACUUCAGAGUUGUUGCAUGAAUUUUAUUAAGGGAGAAGAGUUUGGGUGGGAUUUUUCAAAAGUUCUCAGUGUUGGCUUAACUCUGCUCGUUAUGUCAAUGGAAGUUUUGCAUUUGACUUCAAAGGGAACAGAGUUAAGCCAACACUGAGUGCUUUUGUAAAUCUUACCCUUAAGGUUUAUAGUUCAUAUACCCCCAAAGAAAAUAAUCAGUUAGGGAAUAUGCUGGCUUUAAAGCUAUUCAUGUUAACUUGCGUUGAAGCAAACAGUAAUAACUUUGAAGGAAUAGUAGAUGUGCCAAUAUAUUUCAAAGGCCAGAUCCUGCCUCCUUUAUUCAUGUUGAAUAAUACCUUUCUCUGCAAGUAGUAGUAAGUAAGGUAAAGUAAAGUAGAUAAAUUGCAGAUUUAAUCACAUAGUGCAAAAUGGAAUUACUAACUGGUUAAUUUGAAAAACAAAACAAAACACCCUCUUGCUUAUGGAAAACAAUAAUUAAAUAUUUUAAAGUUGUUUUCAAUUCUCUCUCUUUCCAAUUGAUUCGUAUUUAUUUAAAUAUAGUAGGUUUACUUCCAAAUUAAUGCAUUUUCCUAAGAAUUUCUCACUUGCUGUAUCACUCCAUUUUAGGGAUUUAUUCUGCUAUCCAUCACCUUACUGUCUAUCACAGUCCCCUUGCAUGGAAUAGCACAAUCCCUAGAUGACUAAAUAGAGACUGGAGUUAAGGUCCCAAGUUGCAGUGGGGGAGGUCUGGUUGGAUAUUAGGAAAAACUUUUUCACGAGGAGGGUGGUGAAGCACUGGAUUGCGUUACCUAUGGAGGUGGUGGAAUCUCCAUGCUUAGAGGUUUUUAAGGCCUGACUUGACAAAGCCCUCACUGGCAUGAUUUAGUGGGGGUUGGUCCUGCUUUGAGCAGGGGUUGGACUAGACGUCCUCCUGAGGUCUCUUCCAAACCUAAUCUUCUAUGAUUCUAUGAGUCUCUGCCUUUUCUGCCUUUAUGGGGCUUUCCUCCUGUAUUAUUUAUUCUCUUUUAUUAAUUAUUUCCUUUAUUGAGGAUAAUGUGCUCAGUGCUAAACAAAACACAGAGACAGACAGUCCCUGCUCCAUAGAGCUUUUAAAGGACAUGAAACAGAGAAGACAAGAUGCAAUGGGCACCACAAAAGAGAAUAAUUUGAGGAGUGAGGUAUUAUGGUGGUGGUUGUGUGUUGGUUGUUUAUUAACUCAUUGCUUGUAGGCGUCAUAAAAGGAUGGAUAAGGAGUGAUCUGAAAGGUUGCUUGGCAAACCAGGAUUGAGAAACAAUCUCAUAGUAAACUCAGUUUUCCAAGAGAGGGUCCAAUCCUGCAAGCCUUCUAUCUAUAUAACAUCAAUUGAUGCGGGCUCACAGGAUUGGGAUCUCUGUUAAAUUACUGUAUAGUCUGUCAUAUUGCUAUUGCCGGUGGUGCAUGCUAUAAUAUUGAUCACAGACCAAUAGCUAAAGAUCAUGUUGGAUUGUAGUUAUCUAAAUAUGUUUUAUUUGGGAUAUUUUUGGCUCAAUUUGAAUAGAAAGUCUGAAAAUUAAAAUAAGAACUUAUACAUAAUUAGCUAGGAAACACAACACCAAUCAUUUUUUGUAUUGGUGGUUUUCAAUUUUUAUGGCAUUUCAUCAUUUAUAAUUCAAUUGCUGAAUCCUAUCUCUUUAACAUAAUUUAUAUGUAAAAUAAUGAUUUUUUUUCUUUGAUAAUUACAUAGAAGACAGAUGCAUAGUUACAUAUGAAACCUGUCAAAAUAUUAAAACAUUUUAAGGUGAUAUUAAGUGAGUUGUCUCGCUCAUAUUAGCAUUAAUUGGUACAAGGAAACUAUUAUGACUUAUAUGUGAAAGAUAUAUUGACUGCCUUUGUUUUUGUGUAAAAGAAAACAACUAAAACUCCAUCAGAUAUUCAGUGUUUAUAUAUGAAUUCAAGUCAAAUGUAUCUAAAGAAAGCUCUAUAUUAGAUUCACUAAUUCACUAUGUUAGAUUCACUUUCAUUUCCAGUUACUGUAAAUUAAACUUACUUCUCCUUUCCUAUAAUAAACAUGCUAGUUAGAAUUUUUACAUACACUCAAUAUGCCAAAUUCCUCCCUUAGGUACAUUCAGAUGAUUCCCAUUUACUUCAGUGGGAGUGACUCACAAGCAAAAUUAGAAUUGAUGGCAAAAUUAGAACUGUUAGACCAAAUGCAUGCUUUGAUGUGCCUUGGCCAACACCAGCAAAGCUGUAGUUAAGUGAGAACUGUGGGCCACAGAUCUUCUACCCUGCUUCCAGUGAAUUCAGCUCCAUUUAAACCGGCAGUACUCAUACUCCUUAGGUCCCCCAUGGACAGAGCUGUUAAGGAAGCAUUGCAGUACACAGUCUAUACAUACUGGUAAACCCACUGCCCCAGAAUCCCACAUUUUAUUGAGACUACUUCAGCCUCUAGCAAGAAUAUUCUGAGGAGCGAAUGGAGAUGGGUGAGCUGUGUAGCUCCACGGAGGUCAUAGUCAGGUCCAUUUUUUUAUUAUUAAGCAGCAGGAAAUAUAUCUAACUAAAAAUUUAUAGGGUAUUUUAAGUAGGACUCAUAAUCUGCCCAAAGUUUGAGAACUUGAAACCCAGUCCCAUGCCUGUAUGGAGCUCCAGUGACUUAAGCCAUGGUCUGUGCUGGUACAAAGCUUCUUCAGUAUAGGUCUGAUUGUGGGAACAGGGCCUACAGCUAUUUCGACACCAUUAAUGUAUGCCAUGUCUCCACGAAAUGCACCUACAGCCUGUUUUUGGCCCUAUAUGUUGAAAACCAGAAACUACAUCAAGGUCUAAGUACAGAGAAUUACAGUUCAACCCAAUGUUCUUGUUAUAUUUCAGAGCCUGUAUACCACUGUGCACAUUUUAUAACAGAAUUAUUUCUUAGAAGUACAGCAAGUAUAAUAUUACAGCAUACCAGUAACUAGUUAUUUAUCUUAAUAGACGUAAAAAAGGUUUGAGAAUGGCAUAACCAAAACCACUUACUGUCCUCUUAAAAACAUAAACCAUUUUUCAAAACUUGAUGGCACAAAACUUAUGUGUUAACCUUUUGACAAAAUUCUUCCCAUAUCACUGACCAAUAACACACUACUUUAAGUUAUUCAUGUUAUGCCAUGCCACUUUCUGCUAUCUGUGUAAUAAGUUUUAAAAGAGGUCAUUUUAAAACAUACAGGCCUAAAUUUACAAAGAGGUGUACCUAAAUAGGUGUGCACUUUUCCAUGCUCCCAAUGUAGGUGUGCACAUCUCUGAAGUGUGUGCAUUUGUAUAGGUGCAUACCUAAGUUUGUAUUCAAAAGUGCAAGGGAACUUAUGCACUCAUGUCUUUGAAAAUUUGAACCAUCGUCUUUACUACUUACAUUUGAACCUUUUUCAUAUUGUGCGUGAAACAGGCAUGCGAUUAAAUCAAAGUAAUAUUUGGACAGGUGUCAGUAAAAUGAGUAUCUCCUCCAACUUUAAUGAAGGUUUGAUUCAAUAUUAAUUCUUUAAUGUAUUGAAGAUGUAAAAUACAGCAUUAAAUGUAAAUUAUACAUCAAUAUGGGAUGACUAUAAUAGGUAAUAUAUGAGGGAUAAUAUAGUGCAAUUUAAAAUAUAUAUUAAAUGUAAUAUGUACUUUAGAAAAAUAGAGAUUCAUUACUUCCAAAAGUUCAUUCACUGAAAAGUGUUUUAUUUUCAACAGUAGCAGUCAGAUUUUGGGGGAAUAACUUUGCAACCAGUUUGUUGGCUCAUAAAUGUGUAGACUAUUUGCAUUUUUAGCGCUGUGUGUUCUUGUGGUGAUGCAUAAAAAUGCAUGUAAGAUAGGUAUUUGACCUGGCUCUUUGACCACAUCAGGAGGAAAAUAGUUAUUUAUCCCAUAGCUAUCUUUAAAAUCUGUGUUGAAAGACAGUGGCUCAAAAUCCAUUCUAGAAGUCUGGUAGCUUGUUUUAAAAAUUGGGACUGCUGAAUUCUGGGCAAGUUUUACACCCAGUGAUUCAAGUAAAACAACAAGCUCUGAGCUAUGUGGACACAAGCACUAGAUUAGAAUAGAUUCUUAAUAUGUAAGUAUAACUUCAGAACUAUCCCUGAUUUUAAAAAAUUAAUUAACCACACAAUGUCUGUUCACUCCACUCUAAUUUAUAUGAGAAAAUCAAAAAUAUACAACAGAAUAGUUAUUCUUCAGCUUUAUUCUCAGUCUCUAAUAAAAAGCAGAUCGAAUUACUGUAACUUUAAAUCCCAUUGCCAAUCCCCUCAUUAUAGUACUUCUGCAUAAUGCAUGAAGGUUAGAUCCGCUCAGGGGCAUAGAGGCUGAAGGUCCGCAAAGCUGCAAAACUACAAUGGUUUUCUUAUGCUGGGGGAGACCAGUGUUGGACAGCUGAAGACAAGAAUGUAGCUAUCUAGUCCAAAAUUAUGUGUAUUUAAUAUUCACAAACCCGUAUGUGGGGCUGCACAGGAGUGUCCGCUCUAUUCUAGACCAAGGGUUGGAAUAGUGGUUGUGAAAGGGCUGUGGGGCUGUCCCAUCUCAAUCCCGCACAACUUCUACAUAGCUCUCCUUACAAAGGGCUUGAUUGUACAAGAGAAAUUGCAGAUGUUCAGUACCUCUCAUGAUCAGGACCAUAACUUAUUUGUUCAGGUUUGGUCAGGUCAAGGAAAGGCACUUAAGUUAGGAAACAUUCACCUUGGUCCUCAGAUGAGAGAUACAGUGAGCAUGAGUUCUGAGAAUGAAAUCACCUUCUGUCUAAGACUGGUGUGAUAUGAGCUACGCCUAUAAAAAAUCAUCUUUCAGAGGGCCUCCUGUGAGACAGAAAUUAUCGUUUGUGAAUCAUUAGAGUGAGUAAUUUGUUCUAUAAGCAAGACCUACGGAAACUGGUGUUGCUCGUCAGAGGUAAUAAGAGGUUCACCUGCAAUAAUUUCCAUAGCUUAAUGAGGGUGUUUUUUUUUUUAAUUUUUAGCAGUGCCAUAGCUUUGAAAGCAUGUCUGUGUAGACUUAUACAGCACUAUCAUGUAGUUGCAGAGUAGGGAUGUUGAUCUCUAUAUGAAGGUAUACAGUGUGGGAACUGUGACUAUCCAAUAAUGUUGGUACAAACUGAGACUCAUAUUCUUCCUGAUUAAGUCACGGAUGUGAGAAUUGAGUGUGGAAAAAUAUGGACACCUUCAGAUCUGAGAGUUUAGUCUAAAUGAUGCAUUCUUUUGCCUGAGACAAAGAACAGGGGAAGAGGGUGUCAUCCUCACAUAGUGACAAAUGGAAUGCCCGUUUUCAUCCGUUAAAGCUCAUUGUUUAUUGAGCACAUUGUUUAUUGAGCUAGAUGCACAAAGGAGGCUGUGAGUCCUUCAAUGGGCUUGCAGUCCAAGGCCCUGAUCCUGUGUGAGCUUUGGAGUCACUGAAAUAAUUGAUUUCUGAAGAUUUAGAGCCUCACAGAAUCAGGUCCUAAGAUAAAACAAAACAGCACAGACUGUUAGAUGCAAGAUGCAGGCCUGAAGUUGAGAAAGAGGAAAAUGUUUCAGUUGUCUGGAGAUUUGUUGUUUGUAUAUAUAGAAUAUCAGGAUUGGAAGGGACCUCAUGAGGUCAUCUAGUCCAGCCCCCUGCUCAAAGCAGGGCCAAAUCCCCAAGUUUUGCCCCAGAUCUCUAAAUGGCCCCCUCAAGGAUUGAACUCACAACUUUGGGUUUAGCAGGCCAAUGCUCAAAACACUGAGCUAUGACUCCCCCCUUGUAUGUUUUACCGGAGGAUUGGAAUGAAGGCAGGGUGGUCAUCUGUUGCACAAGAAGAGAGAGACUUGUAAUUGUAAAAACAGGAUGGAAGAAUAACCAUCCAUUUCUUUCAACUUUUGACAUCUAGAGUCUGGUAGAUAUUUGGAAAGACUCCCAUUAAAAGAGAUAUUGUCAUGUUAAAAAUAUUGUCCCUUCCAUCUUCUCAGACAGAUGACAUUAAAACUAGGUAGAUCUCUGACAGGAAGUAUGAAAGUGUGCGUUUGGGGGAAGGAGAAGUUCAACUCACAGUGGCAUUGGUUUUGCAGAUGGAGAGGAGGCAGAAUAUGCACAUAGCCUCCUAUCCUAAUCAAGCCUGACAGGGAUUCCACUCAGAAGUUAACACCAACAAUCAUCUUCUACUUUGAACGAAACCACUUUCAUUCUCUGCAGCCGAACACCAUUAUGAUCUUCAGAGGGCUUAGAGUUGUGUCUGAAAUCAAUGUCUGGUCUUUUCCAGUUCCCUCAGCAUGAUCUCCUUCACCAGACAUCCCGUCUCUAUACUCAAAUGCUGUAGCAGGAGUUUGGAUCACACAAGAGCAAGGGCAACAUUUUCAAACUCUGGAGUCUGCAGUUAGAACUAAACAAAUCUGGAUUUAGUUGUCUAUCUACAUUUGUAUAUGGUCAGUCAUCACUAUAAUAUCUGAGCACCUAAAAAUAAGUGUCCUGAUUUUCAGAAACAUUGUGAACCUGCAAUUUCCAAUAAAGUAAGACAAGUUGUGGUGAGCUCAGCAUGUCUGAAAAUAAGGCACUUAUUUUGGAGCCUAAAUAUAAAUUUAAACAUGCAAACUUGAAAAUUUGUAUCUUUAUGAUCAACUUAUUUUAGUAGACCACUAAGCUCCUUUCUCUAAUGAGACCGACAAUUUUUUGGAACAUUGUCCAUAAAAUUGUGUGCCAAUUUGUGUGAUCCGCCUAAAACAGAUUCAGCCUCUGCUUUGGUUACCUGUGGGGGAAGAGGGGUUGUUCAUAUUAUCUUUGCCAUAGAGGGAGCAAGGUUUAUAGCAUACAAUGAAUUCCUCACCAAUGCUACUUCAUGUGAUGAUGUAUUGAAGUACGUAAGAAACAAAAUCUUUGUAUGGUAUAAACAACUUUUGAAAUAACUGAACCAUUGUGAAGCUAAAAUAGAUAUACUGUAUUUUGUUAUUGCUUUGAUGUAAUCAUCACCUGUCUCUUUCUUUUGAUGAAACAUUAGUUUAAUCCGAAAUAAGAUAAAUUGAUUUCAUUGAGUGUUGUAGAUUCUCAGUACCACUAGGAAAAAAAAAAACAGGCCAUUUGCUUUGGCUACCUACAUGUAGAUUUGGGUGCUUAACUUUAGGCUUCCAAGUUUGAAAAUGUGGGCAUGUAUGCUUUAUUUAUAUAUUUAUUAAAUUAUACUUUUUUUAACAAAGUGCCAUAGAUUUGGAUGGUACUUCACAGGCAAAUAAAAUGGCAGGUUUCUGCUAUAAGGCACUUACAAGCUAAAUGUAAUUUAUUUAUAAACCUGCUGUAUGGCAGAAAUGUAUUUAAGCUAUGUUCGGUUGUGUUUAGCAGCCACUAGGGUUGCAGAGUGUGAUACGUGAUCAAAUAGAAACAAACAAUAUGGAACCAAGAUUGUCAUUGUUUCUGACAUUCUUUCAUGAUUGUGCACAAAAAUACACCUUGCCUGAUUUUGUUCUUAUUCAUACGAUUAUAUAUCAGGGGUAAAUCCACUAAAUUUAGUGGAUUUACACUGCUUUAAGAUUAGACUCAUGCCAUUAGGGCACAACUAAGGCCAUAUCCACACUAUGGUUGCAGAGGACCACAGAUACAACACUGCCUCUCUGCAGCUGGAGCAUUGUCGUGUAGAUGGUUUCUGCAGCAGUGGAAGGAUUUUUUCCAUCGCUGUAGUUAAUCCAUCGCUCCAAGUGCCAGCGGCUAGGACAACAGAAGAAUUCUGCCACAGCAACCUACACCAUGGGUUAGGUCAGGUUAACUGUGGCACUUAGGGUGUUAAUUUUUCACACCCGUGAGCAAUAUAGCUAGGUUGACCUAAUUUUUAAGGGUAGAGUAGGCCUAAGACUGCAAAGGCAGAGCCAUGACUGGGAUGGGACUAGGCACACUGCUGAAGUGGCUGUGGCUGGAAGUAUGAUACUAGUGGGACUUGCUAAACCACUACAAAAGUUGUAGCCAUUGCAGUCCUACCAACGUACAGGAUCAACAGGGCCACCCAAAUACACUUUACUUGCAUGUGCACAUCUUGCACUCCCCAGCACAUGCACCCCAAUUAUGGCUGACUCCUAUGUGGUUGCACUGCAAGAAAAGGGUCCAUGAGCCCUCCCUACCCAUGUACCAGAGCUAGAGUUGUCAUGACGGUACUCAUGGUAAUUAACAAUAUAUCUCAACGACGAGCCUUCAAACGCCACAAAGUGCAAGUGCCAUUUCUGCAGCUAUCUCAUGCAGCUUUUUCAUGGAAUUAAUCAUCAGAGUUUUUUAAAAUAAUAAAUACACAAAUAAUGUUAUUAUUAGGACUGUCUUGGGAGUCUAUGGAUACACAACAUGUUUCCUGCGGUGAAGAACUGCAGGGAAAAAGUCAAUUUUUAGUAGUUUGGAAUGUAUAAGAAACAUACUGUGAAAAUGUACAAUAGAAAUAUGUUUGUAAAUCAAUUCAAAUACUCUGUGUUAAAAUUUGCAAUAUUUGCAAUUCAGUUUACAGAAUGUUACUCUGUUUACCCUCAUUGCCAUUAUGAUUCAGACCCCUCUGUAUAGGAUGCAAGUGGAGACACGGAGCACAAUGUUAAACUUUAGAAAACUGAUUUCAUUUGCCACAACUCGUUUUUAAAGAAAUAUGAAUCCUGAACGUGUCACUGUGCAACAAUAAAGCUGCCUGUUUUAAUGUUC
This is a messenger RNA of Caretta caretta (loggerhead turtle), 14070 nucleotides long. RefSeq names its product kelch like family member 1 (gene KLHL1). Lineage: Eukaryota; Metazoa; Chordata; Testudines; Cheloniidae. The record is from RefSeq and is a predicted model, not a curated record. Gene Ontology annotation, molecular function: protein binding.